CUCAGCUGAAGUUUGAAGAGAGAAGGAAGCAUGAGAGAGAGAAUUCAGGCAGGGUUUGUGCGUUUGUCCGGGGAGGUUUUUUUGAAAACGGACAUUUAUUCAGAAGACAAAACUGGAUUAUCCUUCUGAAAGAGAAGAUUCAACGAUGGAGCCUGUCCAUAUUAAAGAGGAGAGUCCUGUACUAGAAUCAGUCCAUAUUAAAGAGGAGAGUCCUGUACUAGAAUCAGUCCAUAUUAAACAGGAGAGUCCUGAACUAGAAUCAGUCCAUAUUAAACAGGAGAGUCAUGCACUAGAAUCAGUCCAUAUUAAACAGGAGAGUCCUGAACUAGAAUCAGUCCAUAUUAAACAGGAGAGUCCUGAACUAGAAUCAGUCCAUAUUAAACAGGAGAGUCCUGAACUAGAAUCAGUCCAUAUUAAACUGGAGAGUCCUGUACUAGAAUCAGUCCAUAUUAAAGAGGAGAGUCCUGUACUAGAAUCAGUCCAUAUUAAAGAGGAGAGUCCUGCACUAGAAUCAGUCCAUAUUAAAGAGGAGAGUCCUGCACUAGAAUCAGUCCAUAUUGAAGAGGAGAGUCCUGUACUAGAAUCAGUCCAUAUUAAACAGGAGAGUCCUGAACUAGAAUCAGUCCAUAUUAAAGAGGAGCUUCCUGAACUAGACCCUGUCCAUGUAAAAGAGGAGGGUCACCAUUUUAAAACAAGCAGCUUGCAGGGCUCUCUGUCCUGUACAGAAUGUGGAAAGAGUUUCAGUCAGUUACAAAACCUGAAACGUCACCAGCUAAUCCACACUAGAGAGAAACGGCAUGUCUGUGCUGACUGUGGGAGGAGUUUCAGUCAGUUACAAAACCUGAAACGUCACCAGCGAAUCCACACUGGAGAGAAACCAUAUGUCUGUGCUGACUGUGGGAAGAGUUUCAGUCAGUUACAAAACCUGAAACUUCACCAGCGAAUCCACACAGGAGAGAAACCACAUGUCUGUGCUGUCUGUGGGAAGAGUUUCAGACUGUCAGGCGACUUGAACACCCACCAUAGAAUUCACACUGGAGAGAAACCAUAUCCGUGUAGUAGAUGUGGGAAGAGUUUCAGACGGUUAGGAAAGCUUAAAACCCACCAGCUAAUCCACAGUGGAGAGAAACCACAUGUCUGUGCUGACUGUGGAAAGAGUUUCAGUCAGUUAAAACACCUGAAACUUCACCAGCAAAUGCGCACUGGAGAAAAACCGUAUGCCUGUGCUGACUGUGGGAAGAGUUUCAGUGAGUCAGGCACAUUGAGAAAACACCAGCAAACCCACUCAGGAGAGAAACCGUAUGUGUGUGCUGACUGUGGGAAGAGUUUCAAUCAGUCAGGCUAUUUGACAAAACAUCGUCGAAUUCACAGUGGAGAGAAACCAUAUGACUGUUCUGACUGUGGGAAGAUUUUCAGAGAUUUAAAAAGCCUGAAACUUCACCAGCGAAUCCAUACUGGAGAGAAACCUCAUGUCUGUGCUGACUGUGGGAAGAGCUUCAAACAGUCAGGCGACUUCAAAAGCCACCAGAGAAACUGCAUCCAUGUAGUAGAUGUGGGAAGAGUUUCAUUCAGUUAACAAAUCUUAAAACCCACCAGUUAAUUCACAAAGGAGAGAAGCCACAUCACUGUAAUGACUGUGGGAAGAGUUUCAGACACUUAACAAACCUGAACGUUCACCAGCGAAUCCACACAGGAGAGGAACCAAUUGUCUGUGCUGACUGUGGGAAGAGCUUCAGAUGGAUAUACGACUUGAAAAGGCACCAAACCCGCUGUUUAUUGUGAGAGGUGUGUAAUUCUCCACCGCUAAUUGCGGUGAGGGGUAUUUAAAUUGUUUGAUUGCGGAAGCGCCUGCUUUAUCUAAUUAGUCUUAGAAAAUAGGUUGUUGUUUUGACGCUGAGUGCGGCCGUACUGAACACACACGUUAUGUGGCUUUUUGCCGUUGGUUUUUCCGCUUUAUCAAUUUGGCCUGAAUGUUUGAGUUAAUAGAACUCGUCAUUUCUUUGUUCCUUAUUUUAAAAGUGAAUCGAAAAACAUUUGAGAUUAAAAAUACAAACAAUUGCACUUUGAACAAUUGAAACAAGAAUUUAACUGAACUGAUGCUGUUGUGUGCAUUUGAAAAUAACAACUGCGUCCGACCAUUGAAACACUGAUUGAGUUUAUCUAAAAGUUCUGAAGUAACUCUAGAUUACAGCUUCAUACUAAAUGCAAUUGAAGCUGCUUCCCAACUGAACUUGUUGAAACAAAAAUGUCGUCUUCAUUCCAACCCACACAACAGACGCUGCUUCACCCCGUCACUGUGUGUGAUGUGCGUGAAUCCUGCGUGUGCGUGUACGGAAACACACUGAGGAGAGCGUGCUUAUGAAAAUAUGUGUUUCAGUGUUUGAUUCCUGCUAUACUUAUAAUUCUGAUACCUUGAUUUCUAACUUCUGUAUUCUUAUUAGUUUUGUGAGUCUUAAUAAAUGUAAUCAUUUUCAUGUGUUGAGUUUCUUCUUGCCUGUUAUGAGUACUUCUUCUGGGUGUCUGUGUUAGUUUACUACAUUCUGAAAAGAGUUUAGAAUACAAUAAAGCCAGUAAUUUAAGCAAUGUUCUGCCUGCCUAGAACUAGAAUGGGGAAUGUAAACUAACUGGAGAGUCAUCAAUCUAGUUUCUGCUGAACUAGCUCUGCACAGAAGGCUGAACUCUGGGAGAAUGUAGCAAACAUUCACUCAGGAAUAAUAUUGUAGUUUCUGUAGAAGCUCUUAUCCAAUUGUAGAUUCAGUGGUUUCCCACGAUUGAUUAGA
This is a messenger RNA of Acipenser ruthenus (sterlet), 2780 nucleotides long. Its product is annotated as zinc finger protein 883-like. The transcript is spliced from 2 exons. NCBI's taxonomy places the organism in Eukaryota, Metazoa, Chordata, Actinopteri, Acipenseriformes, Acipenseridae. The record is from RefSeq and is a predicted model, not a curated record. Gene Ontology annotation, molecular function: DNA-binding transcription factor activity, RNA polymerase II-specific; RNA polymerase II cis-regulatory region sequence-specific DNA binding. Gene Ontology annotation, biological process: regulation of DNA-templated transcription. The coding region runs from base 146 to 1576 and encodes 476 amino acids.